AUGGAGCUUAGUCGCACAACUCUAGGACUCGCUGUUGGAAUAGCAGGAACUCUUUUUGUAGGGUAUUGUGUGUAUUUUGACCAACAACGUCGCAAAGAUCCUCUGUACAAAAAGAAACUGAGGGAACGUAGACAAAUGGCGCAACAGAACUCAUCAAAUUCACGAACCUUGGGUGGACCCUUGCCAGAUAUGAAUGAUCAUGAAGCAAUGCAAAGAUUCUUCUUACAGCAGAUUCAAUUGGGUGAAGAAUUAUUAGCAGCUGGAAAUUUGGAGGCUGGAGUUGAACAUCUCGGUCAGGCUGUAGCAGUUUGUGGGCAGACACAGCAACUUCUUAGUGUGCUCCAACAAACAAUGCCGGCUCCAAUCUUCCACUUGCUUCUCAAGAAGCUACCUGAGGUGUCCGACCGUCUUCGAGCAUCUAUGGGAGCCAGCGGACGUACUUUACAAGAAGAAGAUGUCGAAUAA
Messenger RNA from Leptosia nina, 465 nucleotides. The record is from the annotation of a GenBank genome assembly. NCBI's taxonomy places the organism in Eukaryota, Metazoa, Arthropoda, Insecta, Lepidoptera, Pieridae.